UACUUUCGUAUAGGCAAAUGAGUACGUUGGCAGAGCCAAAAGAUAAUACGGAUAUUUUUCCACCAAAAGGAAAUCUUCAAAAUUCAACUUACAGACGAUUAGGUUCACUAAACGAACCUAUAGGUGUAUCUGAAACUCGCGCUAUGUUAUCUCAAAUAAAUUUCAAAGAUUUAUACAAAUCGAUGCAGCCACAUAGAAGUUAUCUUAAGAUGUUAUCUCUUGCAAGGACCAAGAAACUUGUAACUUUGAAUAAAAGGGGAGAAUAUGAGAAAGAUCUUAAAUUAGAGGAUAUAAUCUAUAAUCCUGAAAAUAUGAGCUGCAUAAAUUAUCGAACCACGACAGAGAUUGAAUAUCGAGCACCAUAUCCAAUGAAAUCUAGGCCAUUGCCUCAAACACCUCCUCCAAAACCAUGGCUACUAAAUCGACGAACUGUCGGUCAUACUCUCGAAGACCUAGAGAAGCACGAUGGUGUCAUUACAUUCUUAGAUGACAAUAUAGAAUUUCGUAAUUGCAUAGCUGGUCCAAAGAAAUAACAAGAAAGAAAAUGAGAGAUAUUAUUUAGAGCUCAGAGAAUUCGAUCUUCGACUCUUUAAAUGGAUACCAUUCAUGUUGAAUUUUCAAAAAUCAUAAUAUUAGAAAAUAUCAAGAUCAAAUAUCAAGAUGUCAUGAAUAAAUAAAUAAAAGUUCAUAGAGCAUUAUGAUAUAUAAAAUGAACAAAUUAAAAUGUAUGAUUGAUUGAUAAUAAAAACAAAAAUUUAUUGAUUUAUAUACAAUUGUUCAUUGAAAAAUAUAUCUACAAGAUAGCCUUUUUGGAUAAAACUUGUUAUAGCAUUAAUGUAAAGAAUAAUACAUCCAAAUUCAAUUUAAGAUGAUAGGACUCAUAUGCAAAAGAUUGUA
Messenger RNA from Polistes dominula (European paper wasp), 897 nucleotides. RefSeq lists its product as uncharacterized. The record is from RefSeq and is a predicted model, not a curated record. Gene Ontology annotation, cellular component: plasma membrane. Lineage: Eukaryota; Metazoa; Arthropoda; Insecta; Hymenoptera; Vespidae.